AUGGCCGGCUCAAUCAAUAAACCGAAGAAGCCCAAGUCCAAGAGGACGCCCGUCCGCCUCCGCCACAAGAUCGAGAAAGCUUCGGCGGCGAAACAACGAAAGCAGCGCAAGCUUGCCAAGAAGAACCCUGAGUGGCGCACCAAAUUAAAGAAGGACCCCGGCAUUCCCAACCUCUUCCCAUACAAGGAGAAGUUGCUACACGAGAUUGAGGAGAACCGCCUGCGCAAGAAGGAAGAGGCUCAAAAGCGAAAGGAGGCCGUGAAGGCCGCAAAGACUGGAGGGGAUCAGACUGAGGCUGCAGAUGGCGAGGAUGCCAUGGAUGGUCUUGACGAUGAGUUCGAGGACGACGAGGAUAUGGUUGAUGACGAGGGCAUUGACGAGUCAGACCCAAUGGCUGCUCUGAUUGCCAGCGCGAGGGCUGCCGCAGAGCAGUACGACCGAGAGCUACAGAGCGGGGACGACAUGGAUGAAGACGAUUCUGACGGCGACUCAGACGAUGAUGACUCUGGUGCUAUGGAGGUUCCUGGCAACGCGACGUCGCGGAAGGCAUAUGACAAGGUCUUCAAGCAAGUUGUCGAGCAAGCCGACGUAAUCCUCUACGUCCUGGAUGCUCGAGACCCUGAGGGCACACGAUCGCGAGACGUUGAACGCUCUGUCAUGGCGGCAGCCAGCGGCGGCAAGCGAUUGAUUCUGGUUCUCAACAAGAUCGAUCUGAUUCCGCCUCCGGUUCUAAAGGGCUGGCUCACUCACCUCCGACGCUACUUCCCGACCCUUCCUCUCCGUGCCUCCGGCGCCGCACCCAAUGCUCACACAUUCAACCAUCGUGACCUGACCGUGCAGAGCACCAGUUCAACGCUAUUCCGGGCGCUCAAGACCUUUGCAGCUACUCGGAAUCUCAAGCGUGCCAUCUCUGUAGGUGUCAUUGGCUACCCCAACGUCGGCAAGUCAUCCGUCAUCAACGCCCUGCUGUCACGACUCAGCGGUGCCCGAGGCCAGAAGACUGCAUGUCCCGCCGGUGCUGAGGCGGGCGUCACUACUUCUAUUCGUGCCGUUAAGAUCGAUAGUAAGCUGACGCUGCUUGACUCUCCGGGUAUCGUGUUCCCCUCGACGUCCGACGUCGCCGACUCGAACGGGUCCGGCGCCACGUUCGUCCCAAAGAACGCGACCGAGGCGCACGCCCACCUGGUUCUCCUCAACGCUGUGCCGCCCAAGAACAUCGAUGAUCCGAUCCCGGCCGUCACGCUGCUGCUUAAGCGUUUGGGCACCACGCCCGAGCUGAUGAAACGCCUGACUGACGUAUAUGAUUUGCCGGCGCUGCUAGUGAACCCGGAGAAUGGCGACGCAACGACGGACUUCUUGGUCCAGGUGGCCAGGAAACGAGGACGUCUCGGCCGUGGGGGCGUGCCGAACAUCAACGCCGCCGCGAUGACGGUCGUUACCGAUUGGCGAGACGGACGGAUCCAGGGCUGGGUGGACGCGCCUGUGCUAUCUGUUGCUAACGAAUCAGUCGCUGCUGUGAAGACCGGAGAGGCGAAUGCUGCUCCGUCUGCCGCCCCUGACCAGAAGCAUAUCGUGACGGAGUGGGCCAAGGAGUUCAAGAUCGAGGGCCUGUGGGGGGAUGAAAAGGAGGAGAGCAAUGAGGCGGAGAUGCAACAAUAA
Molecule: messenger RNA, 1659 nt
Organism: Phaeoacremonium minimum UCRPA7
Lineage: Eukaryota; Fungi; Ascomycota; Sordariomycetes; Togniniales; Togniniaceae
Product: putative nuclear gtp-binding protein nug1 protein
Exons: 2
Coding region: 1-1659 (552 amino acids)
Cellular component (GO): nucleolus
Molecular function (GO): GTP binding
Source: RefSeq, a predicted model, not a curated record